Messenger RNA from Trichophyton benhamiae CBS 112371, 282 nucleotides. RefSeq lists its product as uncharacterized. The transcript has a single exon. The record is from RefSeq and is a predicted model, not a curated record. The coding region runs from base 1 to 282 and encodes 93 amino acids. NCBI's taxonomy places the organism in Eukaryota, Fungi, Ascomycota, Eurotiomycetes, Onygenales, Arthrodermataceae.
AUGGCAGCCAUUGUCCUUGCCCUCGGCGCCGCCAUCUACAUCACUGCCGAAAAGAUCCAAGACCACCGAGAAAAGAAGCGCGCCUUGAAGGCCAAGAAUGCCACGAAACAAGCCCUCCUUGAAGAUGACGACAGUGUCAUGGUCACUGAGGACCUCCCUGCGUACAAGACGGAGAAACUUCCAGCAUAUGAUUUUGAGCAGUACCACCAGCAGCAGCCUCCGGCGUUUGCGUCCAGCGAAGGUUCAAGCCAGCGGUAUUACACCCAGGUGCGGUCCACCUGA